This is a messenger RNA of Myripristis murdjan (pinecone soldierfish), 2592 nucleotides long. RefSeq names its product protocadherin gamma-A1-like. NCBI's taxonomy places the organism in Eukaryota, Metazoa, Chordata, Actinopteri, Holocentriformes, Holocentridae. The record is from RefSeq and is a predicted model, not a curated record. Gene Ontology annotation, cellular component: plasma membrane. Bases 199 to 2592 code for a protein of 797 amino acids. Gene Ontology annotation, biological process: homophilic cell-cell adhesion. Gene Ontology annotation, molecular function: calcium ion binding. The transcript has 2 exons.
CCUCCCCGUCACAUCGAUAGAGAGUCAGAGAAGAAUGCACAUACAACGAUAAAGAAACACGGACAUUUCGCGCUGGAAUUAUAUUUUUCAAGACUUGUGGCAUAUAUCGAUACUGGUGAUGCAUGUCUGACUGAUCUCCGGUUUUAUUUCGGAUGGAAAGACGUUAGUUGUGGUGCAACAGAGGUGGCGGUCGGAACAAUGAGACGGCAAGUGUUGCUGUUUAUUUCGAUCCUUUUUCUCAGCUCAGUGCUGGGCCAAGUCAGCUACUCUAUUCCUGAGGAAAUGGCGACAGGAUCUUUGGUCGGUAACAUAGCACAGGAUUUAGGUGUAGACGUAAAAAGACUCAAAUCAGGCAAAGCUCGCAUUUAUACAGGAGAUAGUGCAGAAUACAUCGAACUGAAUAAAGAAAGAGGAGUCCUCCUCGUCAAAGAGAAAAUAGACCGUGAAGCGCUCUGCCGACAGACGACGCCUUGCGCUUUACAUUUUCAGAUUGCCUUGGAGGGCCCGAUGGAGCUGUUUCCGAUAACUGUCGAAAUCACAGAUAUAAAUGACAACGCUCCUAUUUUCCAAAAGGAGGAGAGAGUAUUUGAAAUCAGCGAGUCCGCAGUAGUCGGUUCUAAAUUCAUGCUAGAGAAAGCGAUUGACCCUGACAUUGGACUGAAUGGACUUCAGAGCUAUACACUUAAGCCGAAUGAUAACUUUAUGCUUAAAUUACACAGUCAAUCUGAUGGAAAUAAAAAGAUAGAAAUGGUUUUACAGAAACCUUUGGAUAGAGAGAAACAGGAGCAUAUAUCGUUAAUUGUAACGGCUGUGGAUGGAGGAGACCCGCAAAGGUCUGGGACAAUGCAGAUUCAUGUUACUGUGUUAGACGCGAACGACAACGCUCCCAUUUUUACGAAAAGCGUUUACAAGGCAAGUGUUACAGAAAACUCCCCGAGGGGGACCCUUGUAACAAAACUGAGUGCGACUGAUGCAGACAAAGGCUCAAAUGGAGAGGUGACGUACGUCAUCGGUAAUACCAUAGAUAGCGUUUCAAAGCUAUUUAACAUCACCGAUGAGGGUGAACUUAUAUUAAAUGGGCCAGUCGAUUUUGAAAAGGACAAAAAUUAUCAAAUCGAUGUGGAGGCAGUUGACCGAGGAGGCCUUUCUGAUUCAAGCAAAGUGUUGAUUGAUGUAAGUGAUCUUAAUGACAACAGUCCCAUUAUAAAUAUAAUUUCAAAGUCAAAUUCAGUACCAGAAGAUUGCCUGUCCAAUACAGUGAUAGUCAUGAUGAGUGUCAGCGAUCCUGAUUCUGAAAAAAAUGGUCUCGUCCAGUGUGUGAUAAAUAAUAGUAUACCAUUUACGAUUAAAUCUACAUCUACUAAUGUCUACAGCCUUUUGACAGACAGUGAUUUAGACAGAGAAAGAGUCUCUGAAUACAAUAUCACAGUGACUUGCUCUGAUGAGGGAGCCCCCUCCCUCUCCAGCAGCGUCAUUCUCACCUUACAGAUCUCAGAUGUGAAUGACAACGCGCCUGUAUUUGAGAAGAGCUCGUAUGAGGCCCACAUUGUAGAAAACAACACCCCAGGCCUCUCUGUAUUCACCGUGAAAGCCAGAGACGCUGACUGGAACCAGAAUGCCCGUGUCUCUUACAUACUGGAGGACUCCUCGGUUAACGGAGUGCCGGUUUCCUCAUAUGUGUCUGUCAGUGCUGAUAGUGGGGUCAUCCAUGCAGUGCGCUCUUUUGACUACGAGCAGAUCAAAGAUUUCCAGUUCCGAGUCAGAGCGCAAGAUGGAGGCUCUCCUCCACUCAGUAGCAAUGUGAAUGUGAAAAUACUGAUCCAGGACCAGAACGACAACGCCCCUCAGGUUCUCUACCCAGUCCAGACUGGUGGCUCUCUGGUGGCUGAAAUGGUGCCUCGUUCAGCAGAGGUGGGCUAUCUGGUGACCAAAGUGGUGGCUGUUGAUGUGGACUCAGGCCAGAAUGCCUGGCUCUCCUAUAAACUACAGAAAGCCACAGACAGGGCGCUGUUUGAAGUGGGCUUACAGAAUGGGGAAAUCAGAACUAUCCGCCAAGUCACUGAUAAAGAUGCUGUGAAACAAAGGCUGACUGUUGUGGUGGAGGACAACGGCCAGCCCUCUCGUUCAGCUACAGUCAAUAUUAACGUGGUGGUGGCGGACAGCUUCCCUGAAGUGCUUUCGGAGUUUACUGACUUUACACAGGACAAGGAGUACAAUGACAACCUGACUUUUUACUUGGUCUUGGCUCUGGCUGUGGUUUCCUUUCUGUUCAUCACGUGCCUGGUGGUUAUUAUAUCAGUGAAAAUCUACAGAUGGAGACGGUCUCGCAUCCUGUAUCAGUCCAACCUGCCGGUGAUUCCAUAUUAUCCCCCACGUUACUCAGACACUUUGGGGACAGGGACUCUCCCACACGUGUACAAUUAUGAGGUGUGCAGGACAACUGACUCCAGAAAGAGUGACUGUAAGUUCGGCAGAGCCGGUAGUCAGAACGUCCUGAUAAUGGAUCCCAGUUCAACAGGGACGAUGCAGCGGAUACAGAGUGACAAGAGCAUCCUAGAUGAGCCAGACUCUCCUCUCGAGUGCUUUUUGUAG